Messenger RNA from Daldinia loculata, 2908 nucleotides. RefSeq lists its product as uncharacterized. NCBI's taxonomy places the organism in Eukaryota, Fungi, Ascomycota, Sordariomycetes, Xylariales, Hypoxylaceae. The transcript is spliced from 3 exons. The coding region runs from base 479 to 2542 and encodes 687 amino acids. The record is from RefSeq and is a predicted model, not a curated record.
GUUGAUGAAGGCUGACCCAGGGUGAAAAAAACCAAACUGUUUUGUUUGAACCAAAGAGAUCGCUGGGCAUCCGCGACCGAAAUGAGCGCAGCGCCACAGACACGAACAUAAUAUUUAAAAAAGCCUUUUCGUUGACCGUCAAAUCGCUACCGUUGCAGAAGUGAGUCAGAUGAGAUUAGCUGCUACCUCAUGCAGAAGCCAUCACAUAUAGCAGCGUAGGAUUGGUUGAGAAAUGAAUAGUUCAGUUGGGUUUGACUGAACCAAUGGCGUGAUGCCAUCGUUGCAACCUCAUUUUCGCAUGAAAUAAACCGACAAAUUCAUCGGAUACUAUAAUCGGAAUGUUGCACCCAAUAGUCUCAAGAUAUAUAUAUAUUUGUACUGAGAUUUCGGUGUGUUUUCAACGCGAUCAGCCCAAGCCAAAUGAACUAUUAUUACAUACUAUAAGAACAAGAACAAGAGCAAAGAGCAAAGGGUAGACAUGCCUUGGUCAAUCAGCAGUUCCCACAAAACCCAUAAUGUUGCUGAAGAUCUUUCUUCGACUGGAACUAUGUCGAACUCCGAUUCAAAGUCAUACAAUUCGACAUUCUCUAGGCGACAUCGCCAUAAAGCUUCCUAUUCUACACAUUACACAUCUCCCCUACAUUCAGCACCCCCGAGCCCAGUGCUACAUCCAGCAGCGAAGGUGGUGAAUAAAGUUGACCCCCAGUACGCCGCCCUCCUUGGCAUUGAAUCAGAUGCGCUUUAUAAUACUGUCAACGUUCAAACUAAUAGCAAUCCGUUUAACUAUCCUUCUUCUCUGGAGGCCUUACUACCCAGCAAGAACGACAACAUCACACCUUGUCAAAACCAACGGAUGUCAAUGUCAAACAAGCCAUCGAUUACGGGCCAUAGCCUAGAUCUAGAUAUACUCGAUAAGUCAUUCGCCGGCUCGUCAAGCGCAGAUGCAUCCAGUCCCCACGGGAGUUUUGAUAGUACGGAUAAGGACUCGGAAGAUGAAGAUAUAGACCUUGAGAAAGCAGCGGAUGAUGCUUUGUCGCAAUGGUUUGGUAUAAGUCUUCGUCGACUUGUACGGCCCAUUCGUGUCAUUUAUGCCUUCGAACAGGUCAAAUGGCAGUGCGCCAGUAUACUACGAGAUGAAGGACAUUGCGUGCAGGACGAUGAAGCUAAUGAAGAUAUCGGAGUCCGCACCAUUCCAGGCGACCCCUAUGAUGCUGGGGAGAGUAGCAGGUCCACCCGUGCUAUCCGACCUCUGACUGGCACGUCUACCGUUUCUCCAUCUGGUGGAUCGAUCCCGACAGACGGGAGAACAUCUCAGUCUGGCUCUUCUCCACAGAAUAGUCUAAGUGUUAAAGGGAAGAAUAAGGGGUAUCGGAUUUGGGGGGAACUUAGCUGCCCUUAUAGGAAGCGCAACCCCAUCAGGUUCAAUAUUCGCGACUAUGAGAAAUGCGCCAAUAAGCCAUUUCCCAAUAUGUCGGAGUUGAAGAAGCACCUCACAUCGGCCCACUUCAAAGAUAGAUGCACUCGGUGCCAGAAAGAGUUUUCGUUGAGUUCUGAACUAAUGAUGCAUUAUCGACGAUGCCCUCAUGCACCUGGAUCGCCAUCGCGAAUGGGCACCCAAAACUCCGACCCCGAAAAUGGGUUUGGAGAAACGGUCGACUCGCAAUUGAGGAGUAGGGGAGCCAAUCAAAAUAUUAAAGAAUGGGCGCACUUGUGGAAUGCUUUAUUCCCAGAGGAUGAAAACAUACCUGACCAUAGUUUCGAUCCUGUUGUAGAAGAUUACGAAGUAUAUGAUCAGUACGAGUACACCAAAUGGAAUAUUGCCCAGGAUAUCAGCGUGCUUCUCGCACAGGAAUUACCCUACCCGAUCGUAGAUCUGGAGAAACUUUCUGGGAUGAUCAUGAAUUCAGUUCAAGGAAGGAUAGAGGCAAUUCUGGCACGGCCAAAAGCCUUCCGCCAACCCCGACAAAGCUCCCCGGGCUACACGGAUCCCGAAAUACAGAUGGCCGAAUCACCAGAGAGCGGAUUUGUUGAUAUUCCGGCGGAAAAUGUGACGGGUAAUUCUUCUUCUGAAUCCGAUUGCCUACUGAGUAUGCUCGGCACGCCGGGGUAUUCCUCGCCAGAUGGGGGUAUGGGUGAAGCGAAUGGCGAACAGCAGUAUGAAUACGAUUCUCAAAACAUCGACUUCUCGUCAGCACAUCUGAAUACACAGCCAAUGGCUUAUAUGCCCGACUAUAUGCCAAAUAGCGGGACCGAGUCUCCGAAUUUUGCUUCAUUCGAUUUUGGGGCGCCGGAGGCAUAUAAUAAUGCCUCCAUCUCAGCAUAUGGUUCCAAUCAUUUGCUUCAAGAGGAUCAAAAUUAUGAUCAGAACGCUUUAGCUCUCACGGGCGCGGUGCCUCUUAGUAAUACUCACCCAUCUAGUUUCUCCAAUGGCUUCAACUUAACCGACUGGGGCUUCAAUGGUAAUUGUCAAUCUCGCACGGACGACAUAGGUGACUUACACAUGGGGUUGGAUCCCUCUAGGAAUCAAACAGGCAGCACAUAAUUGUGUGAAGAUAUAGGUGAAGAUAUAGGGGUGGUCAGGGAAUCAUUUUCAUUUUCAUGUCAUUCGUUUUGCGGUCAAAUCCAGCUGGUUGUAUGAAUAGGUUUAAGAAGUAACCUAGGUAUUUCAAACGGUGCUAUUUUUUUUGCUGUUAUUCUUUACAAUUUAGUGUAGCUUUAUACACUACGCUUAGUGAACAAGUGUGGUGUUACAGAGCCAAUUACAGGGUAUCUUCUUAUUAUGUAAUCUAGUCUCACGGACCAUAUAAAGGUCUUAAGAUCAUCUCAUCUUACUGAUCAGGAGCAUAAGCAACUUCAACCUCAGUUUAUCUUUCAGUUAGCCGCUAUACAGUCAAUUCUAGUUUUUCAG